AAGUCGACGUUUGUUCCUUGGAGAAGGUUAAGAGAAACGAUGUCUUCGGGGUUUUUAGUGACGCUGCCACUGCAGUUGGCCUGCCAAAUGAUCAACGGAGGGAAUCCAAACUUCGAGAACAUUUCCUUCGUGUUCAACAAGACGACCCCGUUGCCGGAGGGCUACACGGAUUUCCCUGACGUUGGAUUCGCCUACAAGUACUACGCGACUAAAAUGACCUGGAACACAGCCCGUAAACAGUGCAUAACGGAGGGUGGAAGCCUGGCCGUGAUUGACUCCUUGGACAAGGUCAAACACAUCUCAAGCCUCAAGGAGAAGAGCGUGAACGUCCACGUGGGUCUUCACAGACUGUUCAACGCCGCGGUAUGGACGAGCGUGAGAAGCGGUCAGCCCGUCGGUUUCGUACCCUGGAAGCCAGAGGCGAACGCGAAAGCAGGUGUCGGAAACUGCGCCGUUUUGUGGUCCGACGGAAGCGGAGUUAGUCCGUCCAAGUGCAAUGAAGAGAAGCCAUCCGUUUGCGAGAUUCCGUUGUCCAAGAAGUACCAGCGCAAGGUGGCGACGCUCCAGAACGUCGAAUCGUUGCGACAGUCUAAAGUAUCAGUGGACACGAGGCGCGUGGUAUAAUCGUAGUGUGGAAUCACUGUCUACAACAAUAUUGUGACACACUUGUGAGUAAAUAAAAACUGU
Diprion similis is the source of this 687-nucleotide messenger RNA. RefSeq names its product C-type mannose receptor 2-like. The record is from RefSeq and is a predicted model, not a curated record. Bases 40 to 624 code for a protein of 194 amino acids. NCBI's taxonomy places the organism in Eukaryota, Metazoa, Arthropoda, Insecta, Hymenoptera, Diprionidae. The transcript has 3 exons.